GGCUGUCCGGUGCACAGACCGGUCAGGACCGGACGGCGGGCGCCAUGGCAACGGGAGAACGGACCAGCGCAUUCAGCACCGUGGGGAGGGGAGCAGAGGGAGGGAUGCUACUGCAGGCGGAGAAGGAACGAGCCAUGGCAAAAUCUCCUGAACUACAUCCACAGUCCCUGUCCACAAUAGACUCCCUCCAGGUACAACACCUGAAGGAACAACUCAAACAGGCCAAUGAGCUGACGGACCUACAAAAGCAUCACUUCCGGGAGGCGAUCACGGAACUGCAGGACAAACUACAGGAGGCACUGCUGCAACGGGAGAGGCUGCUGGAACAGAGAGAAAACGAGUCGCGGGAACGUGAUCAAAUUGUGAGCCAGCUUCAGUCUACACUCAAGGAACUGGAGUCUAACAACAAGCAGCAGGAAAAGGCCAUGCUGGAAACCAACGCCCGUGUGGAUGACCUGCAGAAGAACCUGAAGACAGCGGACGUGGCGCUGGUUCAGAUCCGGACCUUCCUGGCGCAGGAGGAGGACGGGCAGGGCCGGCCGUUCCUGGACGGGGGGAACGUCAGGGAGACGGGAGCGGCACUACUGCCUCAGGUCCUUCAGAAAUGUCUACAGGAAAGGGACGUGCACAUACAGACUCUUACAGCUAAAGUCACCAGGCUGGAGCAGGAAGUUCGUGAGUCGCAGCAGAAGCUGCAGGAGGAACAGCAUCGGCUGUCCCGGGACAGCCAGGACAGGCUGCAGCAGGUCGUACAGGAGUAUAAACAGCAGCUGGACAGCGCCACGGAGAGGGCCAACAACUCUCGCAAGCAGGCCACCACCCUGCAGACACAGCUUACACUGUUACAAGAACAGAGUCAAAGUCAGGUGGAAUUAAAGGACGGCCAUAUUGCUGACCUUGAGGCCAAGUAUUCCACCCUGAAGGAUGAACACAGGGACAUGAAGCAAGGGUAUGAGAAGAAGGUGCGUGAGCUGGAGCGAGCCUUAGAGACGCUCCACUCGGAACUGUCCAACCUGCAGCUGGAGAAGGAGCACUACCAGGAGUCCCUGGAGGAGUGUGAACAGGAGAUGGCUCAGUUAAAGCAAACCCUGGUGCGUGGUGAUGAGGACCUGAAGAUUGAGCGGGAGCAGACCAAGCGGCUGUGGUCGCGUGACGAGGAGCAGAGCCGCCGCGUGCACACGCUGGAGGCCGAGCUGGAGGCCGCGUCUCUGGAGGUCCGGCGGCUCAAGGAGCUGGUCCAGACGGUCAAGCAGGAGUGUAAGAACCAGAUGGACAAACAGGUGUUAGAAGUGAAGGAACAGGAGCAGCAGCGGCUCCAGGAGCAGAUCAACAUGCUGUCCGCCCAGCUGGAGACCGAGCGCAACCAGAGCCAGAAGCUCGGCCGCGAGUUCGAGUGGAAGACUGACGACAUCAAGGCCCUCCGGCAGAGAGUGGAGGAACUGCAGCACGCUCUGGAUGAUGCCCAGAAACAGCUGGGCUCAGUGGCAGGAGAGAAGAGCGAGCUGUCAGCCGUGGCAGAAGAGCGGCUUCAGGACGUGGAGCGAGCGCGACAGGAGCGGGCACACUACAUCCAGAUGUUAGAGAAGAGGAAUGAGGAGUUCUCUUCGCUACAGAGCAGCCAUGAUAGGCUACGGGUUCAGCUGGAUGAGCGAGAGAAAAGCCUGUUGACCCUGCAGCAGCAGAGUGAGAACGUGUCCCACAUGCUGCACCAGGGCGGACAGGAGGCAGCCACACUGAGGCUGGAGCUGGACCGUGUCAGCAAGGCACUCAGCGACAAGAUGGUGGAGACGGAGGAGCUCAGGAUGGGCUAUGAGACCCUGAGCCAGCGGCUGCAGCUGCGUGAGAAGUUCCUGCAGAAGGUGGAGGAGGAGAAGAAACACCUGAGUCAGCAGGUCAGCGACAGGGUGAGGGAGGUCACCGAGGUCAUGAGGGAGAAGGACAGGGCGAGUCAGGAGCUCAAGGACAGCAGGUUUCAGGUUGCGUACCUGACAGACGAGCGGGACAGUCUGAAGGCCCUGUUGGAGGGGAGGGAGGGGGAGACGGAGAGACAGAUCAGACGCCUGUCCAGUAAGCUGAAGGCCUCCCUACAGGAGCUGGAACAGACCAGGAAAGCUCUGCAGGCCAAGGAGAGUGUAGACAACAAAGCCUACCAUGUAGCAGAGACCAUCCAGCAGGAGGUGACAGACCGCAGGAGCGAAAUUGACUCCCUGAAGAGCCGACUACACUGGCUGGAGGAGUGCCUGGACACAGCCAAUAAGGAGAAGACGACCCUGCAGACGUCCAGCGAUGGCCUGCACCUGAAGCUGGAGAAGAGUGACGGACAGAUCAGCCGCCUGCAGGAGGAGCUCCUGACGGUGUCGGACAGGGAACAGGAGGCACGACACAGGGUCACCAAGCUGGAGAAUGCUCUGGAGAAGGCUGCUGUGAAACAUGCGAGCCAGCAGGCUCUGAUUGAGCAGCAGGAACAGGAGCUGGCCCGCAUGAAGCUGCGACACAGCCUGGAGCUCAGGGAGCUGCAGCGCAGGGCUGCAGGUGUCACAGGUGCUGCAGCAGCUGACGCAGCACCUGAUGCAGCUGUGGCAGGUGUGGCAAGCCUCGGUUCUGCAGGGGUAUCUACUCAGGGAGUUUUGCACCAGACCAUUGCACCAAGGUCACCCCCUGUCUCCCAAAAGCCUUCAGAUAGCUAUCUCCAGAGCCUUGCUGCUAAUGCUGAUGCGGGACAGGAACUGCGCCGGUUGCUGACGGACAUGCGCCAGCUGAUCGUGGACAGUCGGCCGUCUGACAAGCACAGCCGGUCCUCAGACAGACACAGUCGGUCAUCAGACAGACACAACCGGUCAGCGGACAAGCACGGUCAUCACAGAAACAGCGACAAGAAACACCACAAGCAUCGCACAUCAGGGAAAAAGAGGUCCCCUCCUAGCAGUGAAACUGUGUCGGACACGGAGGAGACUGAGACAGACAGACAAAGCAGAGCUCUCAACUCCACCACAUCAGAGGACACUGUCAGAUAUGCAGGUUUGGACAAGCCCAUGUCCUCAUCCUCCCCUAAGAAGAGCACAAAAUCAGAGGGGCGAACGGCUAAAUCUUAUCGAGGCCAAAGGCCAUUUGACCGCUCCCCCUCCCCCAUCGAGUCUCUUCUGUCAUCUCAUCCCAUAACCAGGGGCAACCAGAGUGCAAUCACGCUGACCACAGAUGACCUUUCAACUGUACCAAGCACUGUUCAAAAACCCUCUCGCAGAGGUACAGAGUUGUCGCGGGAGACAGUGGAGCUGUGCAGACGACUUGAAGACAAGCUGCAGCACCUGUCGCAGGUGGGAGAUCACCUGAAGAUGGAGAAUCAAGAAAUGGCAGCUUUGAUCAAGAGUCACGACCGCCAACUCAAGCGUGUGCGCCAAACUGAGAAAACAGUGCAAAAGGCCUGGAAAUGACGAACCAGCAGCCUGUUUGCAAGACAGAAUAAUUUAUGAAGAGUUUUUAAUGUGGGUGUCCCGUAAGAGACCAGUGCUGUUUUUCAUCACACAACUACCAAAACUGCACAGUAUGUUUAAAACUGCAAUAUGUGUACAAGACCACUAGAUGGACAGGGUGGACUUUUUCAAACGCAGAGUUGUCAAGUUGUACAUAUUCUUUACUGUGUUUAAAAAGAAAUAUGAUUAUAUAGAUACAAACAGAGCAUUCUACAUAUAACUCACGGGCAGCUAUGUUCUGAUUUCUGUAAAAAGUCCCAAAUAUAUACUCCAACGUAGAUAUUAUUUCUCAAUGUUUCUCACAGAUGAUGUUGGACUGUAGAACUCUUAUGACUGUAUGUACUUAAGUAUGCAGAAAACAGUGACCAAAACUUUUGUAUUUUAGUGUGAUACUGUUCCAUGUGUAGUAAGUUAUUUAGGGAGGUAAAGUUAUGAGUGGUGCCUUUUGUAUCCAAUACAUUUGCUGUUGAAAAUAAGAUUUAUCGGAAAAAUGUUCACUAGAGUCUCUAUGAAUAAAGUUGUCCACAAGAAUGGAAAUAUGAAUUCCAAUUAUAAGAGAUUUUUCACCGA
Molecule: messenger RNA, 4040 nt
Organism: Branchiostoma belcheri (Belcher's lancelet)
Lineage: Eukaryota; Metazoa; Chordata; Leptocardii; Amphioxiformes; Branchiostomatidae
Product: coiled-coil domain-containing protein 158-like
Exons: 22
Coding region: 45-3431 (1128 amino acids)
Source: RefSeq, a predicted model, not a curated record